AUGGCUAAUUUCACAAAGGAGGAAAUUGGCAUUAUUGUGGUUGGAGCUGGACCAUCCGGUAUAGCUAUUCAUGUUCUAACAAGGGAAAUGGCGUAUACUGCAAUGUUGUUGCUAAAAUAUUUACCAAAAUCUUUGGUUGAUAUUAUCCCCAGAAUUGAUGCUGAUGCUAUUGACAAGAUUAAACUUGGACAGAUUAAGGUAAUUUUUGAAAUAUCAGAAAUAAAGGAACAUACAGUAGUGUUUGACAAUGGAGAUGAACAUCAAUUUGAUGCAAUCAUUUUGGCUAUUGGAUGCAAGAAUAUUGCUACCAAAUGGCUAAAGGUACUUCCUGGAAUAUUAGAAAUAAAGGAACAUACAGUAGUGUUUGACAAUGGAGAUGAACAUCAAUUUGAUGCAAUCAUUUUUGCUACUGGAUACAAGAAUAUUGUUGCCAAAUGGCUAAAGGAUUAUAGCUCAAUAUUCCUUGAAGAUGGCACAUUGAUAAAUUGGAAAGGAGAGAAUGGGCUAUAUUGUGCUGGAUUUUCAAAAAGAGGGAUUGCUGAUAUUUCAAUGGAUGCAAGAGCUAUUGCCGAUGAUAUUAAGACUAUUAGAGUAGACCAAAUUUAG
Messenger RNA from Solanum tuberosum (potato), 606 nucleotides. RefSeq names its product indole-3-pyruvate monooxygenase YUCCA6-like. The coding region runs from base 1 to 606 and encodes 201 amino acids. NCBI's taxonomy places the organism in Eukaryota, Viridiplantae, Streptophyta, Magnoliopsida, Solanales, Solanaceae. Gene Ontology annotation, molecular function: monooxygenase activity; flavin adenine dinucleotide binding. The transcript has 6 exons. The record is from RefSeq and is a predicted model, not a curated record.